Messenger RNA from Osmia lignaria (orchard mason bee), 1971 nucleotides. RefSeq lists its product as uncharacterized. The record is from RefSeq and is a predicted model, not a curated record. NCBI's taxonomy places the organism in Eukaryota, Metazoa, Arthropoda, Insecta, Hymenoptera, Megachilidae.
UAUCAUUCCAUGGGGUCGUCAGUGAUCGAACUUCUAACGAAGAUGAAGGUGUCAGUGAUAUUACUGUUGGUUUCGGUAUCCUGGGUGGUUGCCUUCCCCGGACCACAAUGGAAUGUGGAAGAGAAAGGAAAAGAUGGCUCGUCACGCGGGCAUGAAAGUCUGAUAGGCUUAGGAGGAUUAAUUGGAGGGGAUGGAAAAGAUGGAGGAUUACUCAGCGGCCUGGUGUCAGGAAAAGGAAAAAUCAAUCCCCUAGAAUUAUUGGUUAAAAAAGGAGAUGGAGGCGGAAAAGGAAAAGAAGACAAAAAUCUAGAAUGGAGCUCGAUCUCGAAAGUUAUUAUAUCCCAGGGAGGAGACGAAAACACUGUUAAUAAACUUAAGGGUAUUUUAGCAAAAGGUGAAGGAUCUUGGGGUGUGAACGAGAAGAAAAUACUACAACAGGUGUCAGUUUUACUCAAAGGUGAAGGCAAGCCAGAUUUGAUGGAGACGAUUAAGAAAGAGGUCGAGAAAUUGGGCAAAGGUGGUGGAAAAGGACAUGGAUGGUCAGAAGGCAGAAUAGAACAUGCACAAAGUGAUGUGAAGGUAAAGAAAGAAUCAGUAGGUGCAGUCAAGGAAUCUCACGGCAAAAAGAGCGAACACGGUGGUAUAAAGAUUACCGAACACAGUGGCGAAGAUCAUGAAGAGAAGGGUAGAAAGGGUUAUAAGAGCAGUAGUAGUAGCGAGAGUCAUAGUAAGAGCAGUAAAGACAGUAGCAGUGGAAAAGGCAGCAGCCACAGUCAUGGCAAGAGCAGUAGUAGCGAUAGUCAUAGCAAGAGCAGUAAAGACAGUAGUAGCGAUAGUCAUAGCAAGAGUAGUAGUAGCAGUAGCAGUGAAAGCAGUGAAGAAUGGCACAACCACCACGGCAAAAGGAGGAGCAAAAAGGUUGAAAUUCGAGGACAUGUCGAGCACAAAAAUAUAGGACAUGGCGACCAUAAAAAGGAGGUACUUGUCGAACAUAAAAAUGAGGGACAUGUCGAACAUAAAAAUGAGGAACAUGUCGAGCACAAAGUAGAGGGACAUGCCGAGCACAAAGUUGAGGGACAUGACCAUAAAAGGGAGGUACAUGUCGAGCACAAACCAGAGAUACAUGACGAGCACAAAGUAGUGGAACAGGUCGAGCACAAAGUUGAAGGACAUGACGAGCACAAAGCAGAGGAACAUGGAAAGGAAGUACAAGUCGAACUCAAAAAAGACGGACAUGAUGAUCACAAAACAGAGGAACAUGGAAAGGAGGUACAAGUCGAUCUCAAAAAAGACGGACAUGAUGACCACAAAACAGAGGGACAUGUCGAUCAUGGAAAGGAGGUACAAGUCGAUCUCAAAAAAGACGAACAUGAUGACCUCAAAGGAAAGGGAGAUGUCGAGCACAAAAAUGUGGAACAAGUCGGCCAUGGAAAGGAGGAAGAAGUAGUGAUUGAAGUGCAAGUCAAAGAACAAAUAACAAAGAUAGCUGAAGAAAAAGUAUUAGCGGAAUUGAAAAAGAGUGGAAAAGGAAAAGAGAAGUUGACUGAAGAAGAGAAGAAACUAUGCAGUGAAACAAUAAUGAAGAAAGUUGAAGAGCAAGUAGUAAUUGUGAAGAAGGGUGGUAAGAAGUUAGAAGAUGCUGAGAUACUGAAGAUAGGUGAAGAAGUAAUCGAGAAAGAAUUAAAAGAAGGCAAUUUAUUAAAGUUACUUGAAACAUCUCAAAAAACCGAGGUAGUAGAUGAAAAGAAAGAGGUGGUUUCCAAAGGGAAAGAUGAUGGAAUGGAAAAGAAAAUUUGAACCAAAGAAGAUCGGCGAAGACAAAUAUAGUAUAAACAAUAGCAAAAUAUAGGGGAAUAGGCUUAAUGAUUUUUAAGCAUAAAUCGUCAAAUACAAUUUAUAGAUAGCAGAUAAAUACUAUCUAAAAUCAUUCUCAACUAAUAAAAUCAUAAUAACAAUGUCUCAAAAGAGCAA